Messenger RNA from Crotalus tigris (Tiger rattlesnake), 1267 nucleotides. RefSeq names its product ankyrin repeat and SOCS box containing 12 (gene ASB12). NCBI's taxonomy places the organism in Eukaryota, Metazoa, Chordata, Lepidosauria, Squamata, Viperidae. The coding region runs from base 247 to 1200 and encodes 317 amino acids. Gene Ontology annotation, molecular function: protein binding. The record is from RefSeq and is a predicted model, not a curated record. The transcript is spliced from 3 exons. Gene Ontology annotation, biological process: intracellular signal transduction.
UCGCCUCUGGCCUGGCCGCCCUCGACGGCUCUGCGCUCGGGCCGGCCGGCCGGCCAGGCAGCGGGGCGGGGGGCGCGGGGGGCCAGGCGAGCGCUCGUCCGAGCCGGUCCCGGCCACCUCACAGAGGCCGGGCUGCGACACAGCCGGGCCGGCCGUCGGUGGCUCCCCCGGGAGACGCUCCGUCGGGGGACACGGCGACCCGUCCGCCGGGCAACACCAGCUCCUUCCAGCACUGCACCAUUCACGAUGAAAGUCCCCCUCAAGAGACAGUUCAAGAUGAGCCUGCUGGACAUCACCAAGAUGUUCUCCCUGUUCCAGCCCAGCGAAGAUGAAGACGGGGACAGAGAAAGACAAGAGCUGAGUCUCGCCGUGUCCCAGGACAGCUACCAGCUGUUGGACCAACUGUUGCACCAAGAGAGAUACAAACGGGUCAUCAACAGUCGGAGUGGUUGGGGGGUGCCAGGCACUCCCCUGCGCCUAGCGGCCUCCAAGGGCCACGUCAGGUGUGUCAAGGUGCUCCUGGACCAUGGAGCCGAAGUGGACAGCUUAGACGUCAAGGCACAGACACCUCUGUUCAUUGCCGUCAACAACGGGCAUCUUGACUGUGUGAAGGUCCUCUUAGAGGCAGGGGCCUGUCCUUCCGGGAGCAUUCACAACAACUGCACCCCGCUGCUCACGGCAGCGCGAGAGGGAGCCCUCGCGAUCCUGCAGGAGCUGCUGUCACACGGAGCAGAGCCUAACGUCAAACCCCGAAUCCCGGAGUGGGCGACCAACUCCGUAUCCUGCUGCGGACCUUUGUAUUUGUCUGCCGUCUACGGUCAUCUGGAGUGCUUCAAGACCCUCUUGCUGUACGGGGCUGAGCCCAACUACAACUGCUCGGAUAGGAACAUGAUUGCCCGAAUUAAACACCCCAAGACUCUCCUGGAAGUCUGCUUGAAGCACGGCUGCAGGACAGAGUUUGUCAAGCUCCUCGUUGAUUUUGGUGCCAAUGUCUACUUGCCUGGUAUCACGUUGGAGAAGAGCUCAGCAAACCCUGAAGUGCUUGAGCUGUUGGCCAGAGAAAGAGCAUUCCCCAAAUCCUUGAUGACUCAGUGCAGACUGGCAAUCAGAAGGUUUAUGAAGCUGGAGAACCAUCCCGAAGCCGUGGACCAACUGGACAUCCCGCUAGUGCUGCUCAACUAUCUCAAACACCAAGUGUAAUGGAAGAUCAAUGCCGAAUUGCCCAGGGUUACCAAGUACUGUAACUGGAUAAGGAAAGAAAGAAAGA